Messenger RNA from Capsicum annuum, 498 nucleotides. Its product is annotated as KS1 protein-like. Bases 1 to 498 code for a protein of 165 amino acids. The transcript is spliced from 2 exons. NCBI's taxonomy places the organism in Eukaryota, Viridiplantae, Streptophyta, Magnoliopsida, Solanales, Solanaceae. The record is from RefSeq and is a predicted model, not a curated record.
AUGGAAGAGGACAUACCCCCUAGGUCCACACCAAAGAUGAAUAACCCUAGAACCUCACCACCCCAUUUACCAUCGUCCUCUAAUGGUGAGGAAGAAUCAUGUUCCCAGAAAGAGGAAGACAAAAAUGAAGGUGAAGACGAGAAUAAGGAUAAUGACGAAGAUGGGUCUAUAUCUAGAGAAGAUAGCAAAAGGAAGAAAGAAAAAAAGAAGAAGAGACAGAGAACCAAAGAAGAAAACCCCAAGAUUGCAACAAGAGAGAGUAUACAGAGUGAGAGGGACCGCGAGAAAAGGGUCCAAAAGUUGGCAGCGUGGGCUAGUAGUUCAAGAUCUGCUGAUGCUGCUGGGAUGAGAAGUAGUACAACCCCACUGCCUGAGCUAUAUUUGAGUGCACCAGCCACCAUCAGUGCCACUAUUACUAAGAGUGUCCCAACAGCUGAUGAGAUUAUUGAUGUUGAGGGUGGGACCCAGUCUGAGAUCCCAUAUGCUGGCCCAACUUAA